This is a messenger RNA of Physeter macrocephalus (sperm whale), 4808 nucleotides long. It is a transcript of the gene SELENOI, whose product is annotated as selenoprotein I. Bases 144 to 1304 code for a protein of 386 amino acids. The transcript has 10 exons. Gene Ontology annotation, molecular function: ethanolaminephosphotransferase activity. The record is from RefSeq and is a predicted model, not a curated record. Gene Ontology annotation, biological process: phosphatidylethanolamine biosynthetic process. NCBI's taxonomy places the organism in Eukaryota, Metazoa, Chordata, Mammalia, Artiodactyla, Physeteridae. Gene Ontology annotation, cellular component: endoplasmic reticulum membrane; Golgi apparatus.
CGUGCGCGGUGGGCGGAGCACGGCUUUUCCAGCUCCUUUGCCAGCCCAGGUCUUCCCAGUCUUGCACAGCUGGUGUGGUGCUCGUGUUUCCCCAUCUCGUCGUGGAGCGUCGCUGCCGAGUGGGCGCUAGUGUUCGCGUCGUCAUGGCUGGUUACGAAUACGUGAGCCCGGAGCAGCUGGCUGGCUUUGAUAAAUACAAGUACAGUGCUGUGGAUACCAAUCCACUCUCUCUGUAUAUCAUGCAUCCAUUUUGGAACACUGUAGUAAAGGUAUUUCCUACUUGGCUGGCUCCAAAUCUGAUAACCUUUUCUGGCUUUCUGCUGGUUGUGUUCAAUUUUCUGCUUAUGGCAUACUUUGAUCCUGACUUUUAUGCUUCAGCACCGGGGCACAAGCAUGUACCUGAUUGGGUCUGGAUUAUAGUGGGCGUCCUCAACUUCGUAGCCUACACGCUAGAUGGUGUGGAUGGAAAGCAAGCCCGUAGAACCAAUUCCAGCACCCCGUUAGGGGAGCUUUUUGACCAUGGCCUGGAUAGUUGGUCAUGUGUUUACUUUGUUGUAACUGUGUAUUCCAUUUUUGGACGAGGAUCAUCUGGUGUCACUGUUUUUGUUCUUUAUCUCCUGCUAUGGGUAGUUUUAUUUUCUUUCAUCCUGUCCCACUGGGAAAAGUAUAACACAGGGAUUCUUUUCCUGCCAUGGGGAUAUGACGUUAGCCAGGUGACUAUUUCCUUUGUCUACAUAGUGACUGCGAUUGUGGGAGUUGAGGCCUGGUAUGAACCUUUCCUGUUUAAUUUCUUAUAUAGAGACCUAUUCACUGCAAUGAUCAUUGGUUGUGCAUUAUGCGUGACUCUUCCAAUGAGUUUAUUAAACUUUUUCAGAAGCUAUAAAAAUAACACCUUGAAACACAAUUCAGUCUAUGAAGCUAUGGUUCCCUUCUUUUCUCCAUGUUUGCUAUUCAUUUUGUCUACAGCAUGGAUCCUCCGGUCACCUUCAGAUAUUUUAGAGUUACAUCCUAGAGUAUUCUACUUAAUGGUUGGAACAGCCUUUGCCAAUAUCACAUGUCAGCUGAUUGUUUGUCAAAUGAGCAGUACCCGGUGCCCAACUUUGAAUUGGUUUCUGGUUCCUCUCUUCUUGGUUGUCAUAGUGGUAAAUGUAGGAGUAGCCUCUUACAUUGAGAGCAUUCUCCUGUUUACAUUAACAACUGCUUUCACUCUGGCCCACAUCCAUUAUGGAGUACGAGUGGUAAAGCAGCUGAGCAACCAUUUUCAGAUUUACCCCUUCUCAUUGAGGAAACCAAACUCAGAUUGACUAGGAAUGGAAGAAAAGAAUAUUGGCCUGUAAUCUACAGAAAGAAGUACUGUAAAUAAGAUGCUUGUAAAUAUUUCAUCCAUCACCAUUGAACUAAAUUGAUCUGCUUAACAGACAUGGGAACUCAGUGUGUGUGGUACUUGGACAGCAGGAGUGAUACAUAUGAUCUGAACUUGUGGAAUUUUCAACCUACUAACUCCCAGCUUCUUUUAUUUUGUUUUUUCUAAAGCCAUGUGAUGUUUUGGUUAAACGUAAUAUGCAUUAGACCAGCAAAAUGUUCCUAGUAAUUUUAGCUUCAGGAGUCCAUAAUGUUUUGGUUCAUACAGAGUUAAAGAUGCCUUGGUUUUUAUUUUUAAAACCCCCAAAUUUGUUUAGGAACACUGAUAACAUUCAGAAGACCCAAUAUGUUUUCAUAUUUGGUACUUAGAAGUAAGUCUUUAGCUGUGGAAGCUAUCAAUAGCCCAAAUCCAACAUAGGGAAGAGAUAAGAGCAAGUCAUCUUCAGCAAGAGAUGCCAAAUGAUUACAAAACAAUAUACAGUUGCCAAAUACUGGUUUCUCUUUCCCAUGGAAAUGCCUUUUGUCCUCAUGUGCUAAGAGAGCUUUUAUAUAUAUAUAUAUAUAUAUAUAUAUAUUUAGAUUCUCUAGUAUUCUGGCUCUCUUUGUUAUGGAACGGAUCUUGAUAAAUGGUUUAAUUUUCUUUUAAAGAAAAAUAUUCUCUUGGGACUUAGUAGAGAGUGGAUUGUAAUUGUAGCUCACUCAUUGGCAUGGUUCAUUGUUUAAAUGUGGCAUUUUUUUCCCCCUCAGCUGCAAGUUGCUGAGAUUUGGUGCCUAUGAACUAUGAUCAUAUGAAUGCAUGUGACAGUCCCAGUCUUACAAUAAUUACUUGUGAGGAACACAGAUAAACUUCCUUAGAAGAAAAAUUCUCUUAGGAGUUAGGAAUCUCAUGAACCUCACUAUGAAAUUAGUUUUCUGAUUGAAUUUGUCCUUCCUCUCCCCCUCUGUCUUUUUCUGUGGAAGAGGGUGCUGUGUCUUUUAUUUCAUGCAGGAUAAAGAAAUAGAUUAUUUCAUGCAGGAUAAAGAAAUAGAAAUUCUCUCUUCCUCAACUUGCUCACUUCCCCACUUGAAGAAAAUUUUUGAUAUAUAUGCCUUACUGAGUAUGUGCUCCCUUUAUGUGACUUGGAGUAAUUUUUUAGGUUUACUGACAAACAUAAAAAUCUCUUUGACUUUAGUAUGGUUGUUUUAGGAUCACACCUUUUCGUGAAUGUGGAUAUUCUAUUUCUUUUUUAAUUUUGUCUCCAUUUAAUUUGGUGGUGAUGAAAUUUACUGGCUGAUUUUCUUUUAUUUUCCACUGAAUGAAGUUUGUGCUUGAAUGAAGAGUGUAUCUUAAACCCUUUUUUUUGGAUGGAUUGCACUUGGAUAAAAUAGGCACCACUGUGUUGAUAUGUAAUUAAAUCCAUAAUCAUUAUUUAUCUGUGAAUGUGACCAUCGUCAAAUUUAAUUAUAGUGUAUUCCUCUGUUGGAUUUUAGUCUGCUGCUUUGUAAAAAUAACUGUAAUUGAUAUUUCAGUUUUUAAAUUUGCAAAGUCUAAUCAUUGUCAUUCAGGUUAUUAGAAAUGAGGCAUCAAGGAGCUAACAUAUGGUUCUGUACUCAUUUUAAAAAAUUGUAAAGGUUGAGGUAUAUUUAGUGACUUUCUCUGAGACAAAAAUGAACACUGAAAAUAGGUGAGAAAUUGAUGAAGGGAAAUAUGGGUAGUGAUUUCAUGUUUGCUAAUAAAUUGCCAUCAUGGAGGUCAGAGAAUGAACUAAUUAAGUAAAAGUAACUGUAUUUUUUGUAUACCUUGUUCUGUGUCAUCUGUAAAAUUGAACUGGAUAAAGUGUUAAUUUGGGCCUGGAACAAAGCUUUGUUUUAAGGUUCUGAGCUAAUCAUUUUAUUGUUUUGUUGACCUUGUAUACAAAAAUGAGGUUAAUCUGUAUUGUAAAAGAACUGAUAAAUAUAAAAUGACAGAUGUGGACCACAGGCUUUCUUUACCAUGUACAGUAUAGUAAAAACAACAACAACAACAAAAAAACCCUUUACUUCUGGCAUAGGGUCAUGUCCUGUAAUUUUGGGGCUGUUUUACCUCAAAGUGUGUUUCUGCUCUUUUUCUGUUGCAUCAGGUUUAUUUGAAAAUUGUUUUGUGCCUAUACAUUAUAACAUUUCCCAAUGGUGGUUAAGAAUUAUGCUAUAGUCAGUUUUAUUGGCAUCGUUUGAUGAAAGAAAGAUGGCUGUCAAGAAGAUAAAAGAUGAAAAAUGAGUAAUUAACUGUUUCAGAAUACUGUGGACUUGUGAAUCUUUAGUGUACUGUUGACUCUUUUUCUUGGUUUAGUCUGCUGUCUUGAAGUGCGUCAUGAAAGCCCCCAUUUAUUAUGUAGUGAUACAGCAGCCGAAGCAGGACUUCAUUACAAAGAGCUCUUGUGAAUUUACGUCAUUGCCAAUUAUCAUAACAUUUCCGAAGUAUAAAAUAUAUUUUAGGCUUAUGCAUGAUGUUUUGGAGUGCGUUCACACGCCAGCCUUUCUCCCAGCAUACCCUGAGCUGCCUUUGGGGGGCAGUGGCAUGAUUGGUCAUACAUGCAUGUUUUCUGUACCUUGCAGAAUAGAGUGCCUUAGCCAGGCCAGAGGUUUGCUUUGUGUUUCUUCUGACCAAAAUUACCUAGACCUGUAAGAAGUUUCUUUUCAGGUUAUGGUAUGAAAAAUGUCCUUUAUGCUUGUCAGAAAGUAAUUCCCCUAUAUUUGAGGGGGGCAUGGGAUAGAAAAAUCUUAAAAAUUACCUGAGUAUGUUAAUGCUGCCUUUUAUGAUCCUUCAAUAGCAUUCAUGAUCCUAGUGUAACGUACAGUUUUAAAUUGCCACAAUUUAACCAACAUUCCUCCCUUAAUGUGUAAUAGACAUAGUUUAUGGGUUCUAGUCUUAAGGGUAAUAGAGUGAAUAACUUCCACAUACAGAACUAAAUAGUCUUCCCUGGCAUUUUAAUAAUAUCAUGGUUAAAUUACUUUUAAUUGUAAUUUUAAAAAGAAGGUUCAAUGCUGAUUAUGGCCUAGAAUGUUAUAGUACUAUCACCAACAUUUCAUUUUUUUUAAUAUAGAGCUGUUAGGAAGAGGAGUGUAUGUCUAGGGUUGCCCAAAUUCUAAAUAGUUACCGAAAGAAUAUUGGUCAUGACCUAGAGCCUGGGCAUUGGGGGAACAUGCAAAGGAGAAAGCAGGCAUAGUAUCCACUUUAAGGGGAAGAAGAGAUCACUUUAGUGCCCAAUGAUCCUACUGCAGUGCACAGUUUAAAAUUGUCACAACUUAGUCAUUCCUCUACUAACUUCAAGUUCAAAUGUGAAUUUGAAAGACUCCUAAGUGUGCAGUUUUCAAAGAAUUAUUUUAUUUUGUAGUCAGUCCAAAAACAUUUGGAAUGUACCUUGCUUUCCAAAGCAGACUUUGAUUCUCUAAGUUAUGGAGGAUAAAAAGAUAAGCUGAAGGUGUUU